AUGGCAGACUACUGGGUCUCCACCCGUCGCUGGACAUGCAAGUACUGCGAUAUAACAAUCAAUGACGAUCUCCCCUCUCGGCGUCAACACGAAGAAGGUCUACGCCACAAGAACAACGUGCAGCGGGCCUUGAGGGAUGUGUACAAGCGACAGGAGAGGGAGGCGAGGGAAAAGGAGGAGGCAAAGAGGGAGAUGAUGAGGAUUGAGAGGGUACGUACGUCGUCGCGAGGGAGAGAGACGCACCUCAUCCAGCACCGCCCAAUCGGUCCCACCACCACCGCCACCGGCCCCAUCCGCACCCAAGCGCUGGGCCCCCUCCAACAAGCUGGAAGCACACGGGCCCGCGAGGAAGAGGAGGCACGAGAUGCGCAGCGUCAGGCGAUACCAGGUGAAUGGGAGGAGGUCACUACUCUACCUUCUGCUUCAUCCUCCGCUGCUGCUGCUGCUGAGCGUCUGAUCGACCAUCCACCCGCCCCUCUCGGCGCUGCUGGGGGUGAACGCUCCGAGGCUCGCUCAUUCCGCCUCAGGGAGCGCGUCCUUGACGAUAAUGAUGAUGACGACGAUCAAGAUGGGGAAGGAGGGGUGAUCAUAAAGGUCAAGAAACGAGAGAGGGCUCCAGAGACGGAUAUGGCUCAUGCUGGUCUUGCGAAGAAGGAGGAGGAGCAGCAGGGAAGAGAGGUGGUCAAGAAGGAGGCGGAGGUCAAGAGGGAGGAGGAGGAAGGGGAUGCACAGCCACCUUCAUCAGAGUCGGCUACGGAGCCUUCAUUGAGCGCAGCAGCAGCAUCAGCAGCAUCAGCUUCACCGCCGCCAUCAGAUCCAGCGCCAGCUUCAGCUCCCAAUCCCUUCAAGAAGCGCAAAGCUGGCACGGGCUCCGGCUCGAAGAAGGUACGAAUCGCCUGA
Molecule: messenger RNA, 900 nt
Organism: Jaminaea rosea
Lineage: Eukaryota; Fungi; Basidiomycota; Exobasidiomycetes; Microstromatales
Exons: 4
Coding region: 1-900 (299 amino acids)
Biological process (GO): mRNA splicing, via spliceosome
Cellular component (GO): nucleus; precatalytic spliceosome
Molecular function (GO): RNA binding; zinc ion binding
Source: RefSeq, a predicted model, not a curated record